UUACCUGACUACCUGCAAUUACUCUCUAUUUUUCCUCCCAUUUUCCUUCACUUUCUACCCAACCAAACACCCACAGCGACCAUUCCAAUACUUCGUUUCAAAAAAAAAAAAUACAAGAAAUGGGUAUCGAAAACAGUGACUGUGUGAAUCUCGUUUUCACGUACGGCACCUUGAAACGCGGCUUCUCCAAUCACGUGCUCCUCCAAGAUCUGAUGCGAACCGGCGACGCCGUUUUCAAAGGCUCGUAUCGUACCCUGGAGAAAUACCCGCUCGUUUGCGGGCCUUAUCGAGUCCCUUUCCUCCUCAACAUGUCCGGGUCGGGUCAAUUUGUGAUGGGCGAGCUGUACGCCGUGUCGGCCCGGGGACUUGCUCGCGUCGACGAGUUGGAAGGCACGAGUCGAGGGCAUUACGAGCGGAGGCCCAUCCGGCUGACGCCGGCCGGAAACAAAGAGAAGGGAGGGGAAGAGUUGUUAGGGUGCAGCGGGGAGCUAACGUGCGCGACGGAGGCGUAUUACGCGCACGAGAGCUACGAGGAAGAGAUGUGGAACAAGAACGGGAGAAAAGGGUUUGAGAUGUAUUCGAAGAAGGAAGCCGAAGGUUAUGUGAAGCGUAAAGAUAGGCCUCAAAAUCUCAGUUUCUUGGACCAUAUUAGGAUUUUCGUUUCUUCUCCUUCUGAUUAAUUUCACGGACAAAAUAAACUUUGAGAGAAUUUGGAUGCUUUGAUGCUUGCAAUUUGUUAUGAACUUAUUCUCGGGUGUUUUCUUUCUUCAAUUCUAAUUUCCAAUAUGUAAGAAAUUCCACUGAGAAACCAGAUUCAUUUCUCAAGAUUGUUGCCAAAUUUCUUUCAUGUAUAAAUUCUUGAAUUUGGCAAUUGGAGUUAGUUUUUUCAUGCUGAAAAUUAAUGUAAUAUUUUUUUGGG
Molecule: messenger RNA, 919 nt
Organism: Hibiscus syriacus
Lineage: Eukaryota; Viridiplantae; Streptophyta; Magnoliopsida; Malvales; Malvaceae
Product: putative gamma-glutamylcyclotransferase At3g02910
Exons: 1
Coding region: 120-680 (186 amino acids)
Molecular function (GO): gamma-glutamylaminecyclotransferase activity
Source: RefSeq, a predicted model, not a curated record